This is a messenger RNA of Leptomonas pyrrhocoris, 812 nucleotides long. RefSeq lists its product as hypothetical. Lineage: Eukaryota; Euglenozoa; Kinetoplastea; Trypanosomatida; Trypanosomatidae. The transcript has a single exon. The record is from RefSeq and is a predicted model, not a curated record. Bases 6 to 812 code for a protein of 268 amino acids.
AGAAGAUGUCGCACAAAACAACAACGAGUGCCGGGGCGCUCUUGCAGCGUCGCAACGUGUGGGUCGCGUCCCUGAAGGCAAACCUCCCCCAAUUCACCGAUUCCACUGCGUCUCCGCUGCAAAACAGCCGUCGCACCACCGUAUUUGGCCAAGGCGAGCGACGCCUUCUCGAUGAUGCGGUGGGGACCUCGUUGCUUCUCCUCCCGUCUGGAUGGAAGGAGCAGGCAACUCGCCGUCUUGCGCGGACGCUGCACGGUGUUGUGGAGCCGCCGUUGCUGCGCCAAACCGAUUACUUUCUCUGCUCGUUGAUCCAUCCCACGUACGUGCAAGCGGCUACGAUCCAGUGCGAAGGUGAGGCUAAGCAGCGCAAGCUGCAGCAGCAGCUUCGGCGUACGGUGUGCAUGCCGCUGGAGCUCACAAUGGCUGGAUCGAAGAGCCUUCGCUUGAUGCAUGAAGUGAAUGGCUUUGCAAGCGCAGGCUCAAAGACCACCGCAUCUGCUCGCCUCACCACCGGGGCCUCCUCGUCGUUUCAGCUGGACGCUCCAUGGCCUGAGCUAAAGAUGGCGGAUACGCGCGCCUUCCUCGCAUCCUUCCGUGAGUCUGAGUUGGAGUCGCUUGUGCUCUACGACAAGAAGGUUUUCUCACCUACACCGUCCGCCCCUUCUGCUGAGAAGUGUGCUGUCACGCCAAGUGAGGUUUCCCUAGCUGCUUUCACGGCCUUGUGUGGAUCCAUCGAACUCGUUUGUGGUUGGGCAAGCCUCGUACACUAUCUGGAUCGAGUCGCACGCGAGCACGGCAGGAUACGCACAUGA